This is a messenger RNA of Scutellospora calospora, 419 nucleotides long. NCBI's taxonomy places the organism in Eukaryota, Fungi, Glomeromycota, Glomeromycetes, Diversisporales, Gigasporaceae. The record is from the annotation of a GenBank genome assembly.
AAGAAUAUCAAGAAUUAUUAAUAAACAAAGAAAUUUAUAAUACUAAUUGUGAUCCAUAUGGUUUUGAGGAAAAAUAUAAAAUUGAUGUUAUAAAACAAAAUUAUAUAUUUAAUUAUGCAAGUUUUUUUAGUCAAAUACCUUGUAAAUUAUUAGCAAAUUUUAUUAAUGAUGACAUAAAUGAUAGAGAAAAGAUUGAGGUUUUCCAUGUAUUUAGUAGCAAAAAAUAUCUAAUAGAUAAUGAAAAAGGAUGUUGUAGAUGGAAUUUUUGGAAAUUAGGAUCAAUAGAUGAUGAUUGGCAUCAUUGUCAUGAUUUAAGUUAUCAUUUCACAAAAUUUAUUUUGAAGAAAUUAUUAAUGUUUAAAUAUCUCAAAGAAAAAAACAACAAAAUAAAAGAAAUAUACGAAGAUCUCUUUAAAUGA